AUGAUUCUCCGUUUUAGAUCAAAACAGGGAAUGUUUCGUAUUUCUGUAGAUCCUUCACAGGAUUUUGCAGUGGUUGUAGAAGAAUUGUUAGGAAAAAUUGGCUGUAAAGAUGCUGGUGAAGUUCUUUUAAGUGAACAGCCAACUUCUGGUGGGGCCAGUAGAACAGCACAGAGUUUGAUUGGUCAAAGAGUUGACCAAUUGGGCUUGAAGAAUGGUGAUAUGUUAUUUGUAACAGUCAAUUCAUCAGAAGGGUCCAAUCCAGCUACAACAACUACUACCUUAAAUAACACUUCUAAUAACCAACCAAUUGUUGGUGGAACCGUUUCUGGCUCGAUAAGCAUCAAGGGGACCAUCCCUUCAUUAAAUACCACCACAACCAGUCGUAAACCAGUUCAACAACUCCCAGUGGACACUCUUUUGGAUGGCAAGGAUGGACGUAUCAAACGUUCCAGAUCAUACAUGUGCCGUCAUGGAGAUAAAGGGAUGUGUGAAUAUUGUCUGCCUCUUCCUCCAUGGGAUAAAGGAUACCGUGAAGAACAUGGAUUUAAACAUAAAUCAUUCCAUGCACACGUUGCUGAAUUGAACGAGCAAAAGAAUAAUAAACACAAUGCCACGUCAUAUAUGGCUCCCUUGGAAGAACCCGAUUAUGUCACUACAAUUGACCCACGUACUGGGGUUCGCACUGGGCCCACAGUAGUCACUCUUCAACAACAACAAUUCCGUAUGGUUGAUCAUGUAGAAUUGGCAGAUUCCCAAAUCAUGAAUCAGUUUAUUGAUGUGUGGCGACAAACCGGAGUGCAAAGAUUUGGAUAUAUGUAUGGAAGAUAUGAAGAAUAUCCAGAAGUUCCACUUGGUGUGAAGGCUGUGGUGGAAGCCAUUUAUGAACCUCCACAAGCUGGAGAAGUGGAUGGAUUAACUUUAUUGGAGUGGACCAAUGAAAAGGCGGUGGACCAAGUAGCAGAAGCUCUUGGUCUCAUGAGAGUAGGUAUAAUUUUCACUGACUUGACGGAUCUGGGAAUGAAAAAUGGAACAGUCUUGUGUAAAAGACAUAAGGAUACCUAUUUCUUAUCGUGUCUUGAAAUCAUGAUGGCUGGAAGAAAUCAACUUUCUCAUAAGAACGCCACAGUUCACAGUGCUAGUGGUGAAUAUCUGUCUAAAUUUGUUACAUGUGUCAUAUCUGGUGGUAUUCAUGGAGAAAUUGAACCAAGAUCAUAUCAAGUUUCUGUUGCUGGUGAAGCUCUUGUUAGAGCCGAUAUUAUCACCGGUACUACCCAACCUUCCAUCCUCCAUAUUAAUGAUAGUGCGCCAGGCCGCAUUGUUCCAGAUGUAUUCUAUUCCAAGAUAAAUGAAUAUGGCCUUGAAGUGAAAACAAAUGCUAAGCCAUCAUUCCCAGUGGAAUUUCUUCUUGUAUCACUUCUGGAUUCUUUCCCCAAGGAGCCAAAACCUCAGUUUAAUCUGAAUUUCACAAUUGAAAACCGUGAUUUCAUGGGUGAACUCCAAGAAUUGAAGGCUGCGUAUAGAUUCCUCAACAGUGAUGUUGUUGGAGAUGGUUCUCAAUUAGUUGAUUUCCACUUUUUGGUUUAUCUUCUUACCAAAUUAGAUAUUCUUGGUGACUCAGAGGCUCAAUUAUUGUUAACAUUUGCUAGAGACAGACAGUACGAAGAUUACUUACGAUUAGUUGAGAGUCCUGGGUGGAUGACAUUGGUGACUAUCUUGGAACAAAGUACUUAG
Messenger RNA from [Candida] anglica, 1731 nucleotides. The record is from the annotation of a GenBank genome assembly. NCBI's taxonomy places the organism in Eukaryota, Fungi, Ascomycota, Pichiomycetes, Serinales, Debaryomycetaceae.